Molecule: messenger RNA, 2106 nt
Organism: Homalodisca vitripennis (glassy-winged sharpshooter)
Lineage: Eukaryota; Metazoa; Arthropoda; Insecta; Hemiptera; Cicadellidae
Exons: 3
Coding region: 1-2106 (701 amino acids)
Source: RefSeq, a predicted model, not a curated record
AUGGGUAUGUUGAAGAAGAACUACUCAGCAAUGGAACAGAAAAUCACAGUCUUGGAGAUGGAGGUACAAAGCCUUCAGAAAAUAAAAACAUCAAAAUCCACUGGAGGAAAAUCAGGUGAACUCAAUAAAUCCAGCAACUCAAGCAAAACUUUCGGAAGGAGACCUGAUCUUGGACAUUCAAAAAAUGUGUUUAGUGUUUCAAUGCAAGUCAAAAAAAUGAAAGAAAACUCCUUGUACCCUGUGAAGUUACCUGAUAUCACUUCUCAAUCACAAGAAGUCCAUCUGUCAGGAAAAGAAGGAGAAACUGACCGACUUAGUCUAAAUGAAAGUGGAAUGUGGAUCUUAAUACCUUGCGGCUAUGCACCAGUACGGUACCAAACCAGUGGUGAUCAAAAAGUUAAAGAAUUGAUGGUCCAGAAAAAGAAGGUAUAUGAUUUGAGGCUUAGGGCAAUAAAACGCAGUGCCACCUCUCAACAUAUAACCCAAGCACAAAAUAAACCCAGAGAAGUAAUUAAUGCAGAGAGACACAGCAAACAGCCUCGAAAUCACAAACUUGAAAUCCUGCUAGACAGUAAACUAGAAAAGGAUCCUGAAACCAUAGCCAAUGAGUUUAACAAAUAUUUCUCUCAAAUAGCUGGAGAAACCUUAAAACAGAAACCUCAACAUGAUAUACCUGACAGUACUCAACGACCCUCAAUCAACCACUCCACCCCUUUUAGAUUUAGACAUGUUUCUUCCAAAGAUGUCAAAGAUGCAAUAGCUUCCUUGAAGCCCAAGCUCUCUUUUGGGAUUGACGUUAAGCACUGCGCUCAACAACUUGCCGUUCCUAUUGCAAGCAUAAUCAAUAAAUCCUUUGCUUACAGCCUAUUUCCAACUGCUCUUAAAGUCUCAAAAAUCUACCCUCUACAUAAAAAAGGGUUACUCACUGAAAUAAAAAACUUUCGGCCUAUAUCACUGAUCUCACCUUUUUCUAAAAUCAUUGAGAAGAUUGUCUUAACCCAACUACUAGCCUAUCUUAAACAUGAACAACUCUUGAGCGAAGAUCAACAUGGGUUCCUGAAAGGAAAAUCCACUGCUAGUGCUCUCACAAGUAUUAUUGAAUUCGUCAUUGAUCAGUUGGACACCCGCAAACAUGUCUCAGCGAUCCUUCUUGACUACAGCAAGGCUUUUGAUUGUCUGGGUCAUGAACAAAUAUUAAAAGAACUUGAAGUUUUAGGAGUAAAUGACAAAGAAAAUGCAUGGUUUGCCAGUUACCUCAAAGGGCGUACACAGAUAGUUGAAGUCCAAAAAAUGUUAAAAGGAACAAAGUAUAUAUUCCUUCUGAAAAAUGACAGUGCACAAGGGCUUUUCCAUGACUCUCUAUCCACACUUGAAAAAGUAAUUAACUACACCAACCAUAAUGAUCUGGUGUUAAAUGCUUCAAAGACAGUUCACAUAAACUUCAGUCGACUUGGAGAGCCAGCAUUGAACUUACCAGGUGUUACUUCAGAGGAAGAAACAAAAUUAUUAGGUGUGACACUUCAUGACGGCCUCACAUGGACUAGCCACAUAGAUAGCCUCUGCAGAAAACUUAGUUCCGGAGUCUAUGUAAUCAGGAGAAUACACUGGGUAGGUGGAUUGAUAGCUGCAAAAUCAGCCUACUAUUCGAUGAUGGAAUCACAUAUCCGCUAUGGCAUAACGGUCUGGGGGGGGACUUCAGAAAGCAACCUAAAUCGGAUUCUGUUGCUACAGAAGAAAGCCAUUCGUGCCUUGGCCAACUUGCAACCACUGGACAGCUGUAGGGAGGCAUUUGAAUCUCUAGGGAUUCUCACUGUUGUAGCCCUUUACAUUCAAACUAUCAUACUAGAGACACUUAAAUGCGACUUACCAAGAGGGGAAAAUAUCCACACCCACAACACCCGGAAUGCCACCAACUACGUUCUGCCAUCCCAUCGUACUGCCCAGUUCCAGAGAAAACCAUCAUACAUCGGACGUAAGCUGUACAACGCUCUACCCACAUCUUUAAAAGCUCUCGGAAGGAAAUCACUGGCAGCAGGACUUCUCAACUGGCUCAAGUCAAGACCUCUCUAUUCUAUGAAAGAAUUUUUUGAGGCUGCACAACAAUGA